This is a messenger RNA of Lycium barbarum (goji berry), 1107 nucleotides long. RefSeq names its product GRF1-interacting factor 1-like. The record is from RefSeq and is a predicted model, not a curated record. Gene Ontology annotation, cellular component: nucleus. Bases 307 to 918 code for a protein of 203 amino acids. Gene Ontology annotation, biological process: positive regulation of transcription by RNA polymerase II; cell population proliferation; leaf development. Gene Ontology annotation, molecular function: transcription coactivator activity. The transcript is spliced from 4 exons. Lineage: Eukaryota; Viridiplantae; Streptophyta; Magnoliopsida; Solanales; Solanaceae.
AAUCCAGAUCCUUUUUCUCACUCUACACACAGUCAGUACAAAAACUGAGUCCUGUUUCUUUUCUUUGCUAUGUACUGUCUAUGUCCAUUAAUUGCCAUUGUUGUGUUAUUUAUUUGAGUGUAACUAUUCAAGUCAAGUGAAGUUUUGAACAGAACAAUAUAGAGGGUGGUCCAUAUAGGGUCCAUUUUGACUUGAUAAGAUUGUAAACUUUGCAUUCACAACACCUUUUAGAUAAAAGGGUGUGUGUAUUUGUGUGUGUUUUAGUGUGUGUUGUGUGGGGAUAUAAAAAGAGGUGUGAGGGGAAAUAUGCAGCAGCACCUGAUGCAGAUGCAGCCCAUGAUGGCAGCUUACUAUCCAACAAACGUCACUACUGAUCAUAUUCAACAGUAUUUGGAUGAGAACAAAUCUCUGAUUCUGAAGAUUGUUGAGAGCCAGAACUCUGGGAAACUCAGCGAAUGUGCAGAGAACCAGGCUAGGCUUCAGAGGAAUCUGAUGUACCUUGCUGCUAUUGCUGAUUCUCAACCUCAACCUUCUAGCAUGCAUUCUCAGUUCUCUUCCGGUGGGAUGAUGCAAGCAGGGACACACAAUUACCUGCAGCAGCAACAAGCCCAACAAAUGGCAACACAAUCACUCAUGGCUGCAAGAUCCUCCUCAAUGCUCUAUGGACAACAACAAUUAUCACCAUUUCAACAACAACAACUUGGCAUGAGCUCUGGCAGUGGAAACAGUGGACUUCAUCACAUGCUACAAAGUGAAUCAUCACCUCAUGGUGGUGGUGGUGGAAAUGGUGGUUUCUCUCAUGACUUCAGCCGUGCAAAUAAGCAAGACAUUGGGAGUACUAUGUCUGCUGAAGGGCGCGGCGGAAGCUCAGGUGGUGAUGGUGGUGAGAAUCUUUAUCUGAAAGCCUCUGAUGAUUGAAAUUAAGCUUUACUAGUUUAUUUAAGGUAGUAGUAAUGAUAGGAAGGAGGUUUUAGUUUUUUCUUGUCAACUAAUUUACGAACAAUAUUUAGUUGGGCAAGAAUUUUGAUGAAAGAAUUGUGUGGUUAAGUGAUGGACUUGUGUAAUCUGUGUGUUGUUAAACACAAAGGUGACCUUUUUUUGGUUGUA